This is a messenger RNA of Lacerta agilis (Sand lizard), 903 nucleotides long. RefSeq names its product MLLT11 transcription factor 7 cofactor (gene MLLT11). Gene Ontology annotation, cellular component: nucleoplasm; cytosol. The transcript has 2 exons. The record is from RefSeq and is a predicted model, not a curated record. NCBI's taxonomy places the organism in Eukaryota, Metazoa, Chordata, Lepidosauria, Squamata, Lacertidae. Gene Ontology annotation, biological process: positive regulation of mitochondrial depolarization; positive regulation of DNA-templated transcription; apoptotic signaling pathway. The coding region runs from base 29 to 313 and encodes 94 amino acids.
UCCCUUAAAGGAAAACAGGAAGCAAAAAAUGAGGGACACAGUCAACUCCCAGUACAACUCCUUCCUGUACUGGAGGAUGCCCAUCCCAGAACUGGACCUGAGCGAGCUGGAACACCUGGGCUUAGCUGACAUGGCCGCCUACAAGCCCAAGGGAGGCUAUGGCAGCUUCGCAGCAGAGCGGAAGAAGCAGAACCGCAGCAUCUCCGGCGGGGAAGACGACGGCGAAGACAGCAGCCUCCUCCAGUUCAACAGUUUCAAUUUCUGGAGGGCCCCUAUAGCCUGCGUCGGCCCUUUAGAUUUCGACCUGAUCUGAGGCUGGUGGAGCUGGGCUCCUGUCCUUUAGUGCGACUAAACCUUUUGUCUACACCCCUCUUCUGACCAAUUCCCUGUAGUGUUUUACUUUUCAAAUUGUACGGCGAGGCUGAAUCGCAAAAGGCUCGCGAGAGCGCUUCUGUCGGUGUCGUCUGCCUGUGUUUCUCUCCUUCUCAUCACGUUCUGUCUCUUAUGUGUUUUUGCUGGGUGGGGAAGGGGACUGUGGUUUGCAAAACUGGGACUGAAUGUAUUUCUUGGCUGGAGGGCGAGCUGCAUUGAGAGGGCCUGAGGCGUGCCCACGUUCCUGUUUGUGGCUAUGGCAGCCGGAAGUGUGCGGGGAAUUAAGCGAGGCACGUCGCCACCCCCCUUGAUCAUGAAAAACGACUACUUACAGCUGGGUGGCUUUUGAGAUUGCAGCUAAGAUUUGGAGGAGUCGUCGGCGACUAGGCAGCCUGUGAGCAAAAUCCGGCCCGCGGGUCUUUGGCCCGUUGAGCUGCAAGCUCUGUUUCCUUCUUCCUCUUGCCGGCAGCCACUUCCAGAAAGCGUGAAAUUACAUAUCUUGCUUCUGAAUAACUCAAGAGGGAUAAUUUG